This is a messenger RNA of Ilex paraguariensis (yerba mate), 1677 nucleotides long. The record is from the annotation of a GenBank genome assembly. NCBI's taxonomy places the organism in Eukaryota, Viridiplantae, Streptophyta, Magnoliopsida, Aquifoliales, Aquifoliaceae.
UUAUUUAAACCUGGCCUUGCUAGAUUGUCUCAGACCCACCCUUUUCCUUGACUGAUACCUCUGCGUCCAAAUAUCAACAAAGUGAACAAACCAUUCCUCUUCUCUCUUCCAUCACUUUCCUGAAGCCUUCUUCCAUUUCCAAUUCCAAAGCAUUCAAAUGGCAGCUUUUUCAUACCAGCAACCUUUUCUUCUUGACUCUCUUUUCAUGCCAAACACUCCCUUUAAGUUUCCUGGAUUUUCCGAGGAACCAAACAACACCCCUACCUGUUUUUAUCAUUUAUACCAACCUGAAACUCUUCGGGAUAUUGCUGAGGAAUUUAGUGUCCCUGAAAGUAGCUGCUUUGAGCAUAGCACAAAAGUUGCUCUUAGCAAUAAUGAACCCUCUGUGACAAACAAACAUAGCCCAGAUUCCUCAUCAGUCAUUGAUAAACUAGAGAGUGGUGAACAAGUCACUCAGAAGCUGACCCCUAUGGAGAAGAAGAGGAGGUGCGCGGAUGGCUCUUCUUUGAGUUCUGCUCAGUCUAAGGGUGCAAGAGUAAUGAAAGGGAAGAAGCAAAAGAUGAGCAAUGGUGGAAUGAAAGAAGGUGAAGAAAAGAAGCAUAGAGCUGAUAAAAAGGAUAAGAACAAAGUUGCUGAAGAAGCUCCUAUAGGCUACAUUCAUGUAAGAGCAAGGAGGGGCCAAGCAACAGACAGUCACAGCCUCGCAGAGAGGGUGAGGAGAGAGAAAAUAAGUGAGAGGAUGAAGUUGUUGCAAGCUCUUGUUCCUGGGUGCGACAAGGUGACUGGAAAGGCCCUGAUGUUGGAUGAAAUAAUUAACUAUGUCCAGUCCCUACAAAAUCAAGUAGAGUUCCUUUCUAUGAAGCUUGGUUUCAUGAAUCCCAUGUUCUACGACUUUGGAAUGGACUUUGAUGCUCUCAUGGUUAAACCUGAGAAGUUGAGCAGCUUGGCAUCACCCCUACCAAAUGUGUUGCAAUGUAGCUCUACCCAGCCCACAGUAUUUUCUGAUACAACCAAUACCACCUUUAGCUCAGCCAACAACCACCCUCUUCUGAACACGUCUACUUCAGUUCUGUUUCAAGAAGGGCAGGGGCCAAAUAGCCUCUCUCAGGCUAAUGGACAGCUCUUGUGGGAUGUGGAUGGCCACAGCCCAAAACUUCUAAAUCAAUCUGGUUUCACCAACAACUUGUGUUCUUUCAAUUAAUAUGAGACCAAAGCUGCCCUACAAACAUCUGUUAGUAUGAGGAUUUCACUGCACCAAAAAAAUGGAUGAAAGAAGGGGGUGGCAUAGUACAAAAAUCUUCUUAUUCUUUAGUAUCAAGUAUAAUGGUUCAUCAACUCAAGGCUCUGGUUCAAAGUCAAGUGGAUUGUGGAGUCUGUGGAACAUGAAUAAAGGGCAUUCAGAAAAUCUCUGGUAGAAGAAGACAACAGAGACACAAAAAGACAUAGAUAACCGACCAAAUAUGACUAGAUCUGAUGUAGAUUCUCUGUUACUGUCCAUUUUGACUUUAAAGUCUUUAGCACAAAGUCCUAGAGAUUAGCUUGUGGUUGUUAAACCUAGACUAGCCAUAUUGAUGUAAAAAAAUAACAGAGUAACUGUAUGAUUCUUCUUAAUGUUAUUAUCGUUUUCUGUUUUUACAGUUAAACUUACCGUUUUAUAUCUUGUUCUUUGUUAAUUUU